This is a messenger RNA of Erigeron canadensis, 1597 nucleotides long. RefSeq names its product altered inheritance of mitochondria protein 32-like. The coding region runs from base 98 to 1174 and encodes 358 amino acids. The record is from RefSeq and is a predicted model, not a curated record. The transcript is spliced from 5 exons. Lineage: Eukaryota; Viridiplantae; Streptophyta; Magnoliopsida; Asterales; Asteraceae.
CAUUUCUUUUCAAGUUUCAACAGUUAGCCUGUCCAAUUUUGACUCCCUUUUUUUUUUCUUUUCCUUCUACUCCGACUAACGUCAAUCCUUUUCCGGCAUGGCGGCCACACCUGAAAAUGCUACAACUGACAUCUCUACUGAUUCCGUUCUAGUUGAUGAUGACGAAAUCAAAUACGGAUUCCAACGGCAAGAGAUGUUCUCCGAAAAUCUCUCUGGAUCCGUUCAUCCGUACGAACGUCACGUUUUUCUCGUUUACAAGACUUAUCAAGACUGGCCUGCUCGCGUUGAAUCUUCUGUCUCCGAUCCGCUUCCUAAGCGUCUCGCUGGUGCUAUUAGAGCUCGUAAGGAUGAUCUGCCUGCUAAGGGUUUGUUGACGAUAUGCGAAGGCGGUGAUGCUAAUGGUUUGACUGACGGAGAUGUUUUGAUUUUUCCUGAUAUGAUUAAGUACAGGGGUUUGGAAGAAUCAAACAUUGAUAGCUUUGUGGAGGAAGUUCUUGUCAAUAGUAAACCAUGGAAUUUUGCAACAGCGGAGGUUGUGACAGGUUCAUACGUAUUUGUGUGUGCUCAUAACAGUCGAGAUAAAAGGUGUGGUGUUUGUGGACCAGCCUUGAUUGAGAAGUUCAAUGAGGAGAUUGAAGUGAAAGGACUGAAGGAUCAGGUGUUUGUGAGUCCUUGCUCACACAUUGGGGGCCACAAGUAUGCAGGGAAUUUGAUAAUAUACAGUGCAGUUGAAGAUGGGAAAGUGUCUGGGCAUUGGUAUGGUUAUGUUACCCCAAAUGAUGUGCCUGAAUUGCUUGAACAACAUAUCAAGAAGGGUGAGAUCAUUGAAAGGAUUUGGAGGGGCGAAAUGGGGAUUCCUCCUGUUGAAAAAACUGAAAAGGUUGUCGAACAGUCACUUCCAAAUGGAAACGAUACCAAGGCCAGUGAGACCGAUAACAUAAGCAGCAUCACUGAUGAGAAGGAAAAUUUUGGAGGCUGCUGUCAAGGUGCUAAUGGAUUCUCAUGCUGCAAAAAUGAAAGUUCAGAAACAAAAAAGGAGGGAAAGAAGGUGACCUAUAAACUGAACUUCUUCACAAGAAAAUGGGAGCAACAUGAGAUUUUUACUGCUGCUGCUGUUGUCGGGGCGGUGGCAACUGUAGCUGUGGCCUAUAGCCUGUAUAAAAGGUCACGGUGAGUUUUUCUCCCAUGGAGUACCACUUCUGUGCCACUUGGCUUUUUUGGUGGAUGGUUUUACGACCCUAUAACAGAUUUUAAAGUUCUAUGUUGUGUCAAGAUUGUAAUCACUACAAAAAACACAAAUGAGUUGAUCUACUUAGGCACUUAGCUCUUCUACGUUUACAAAAAUAGUAUUCAGUAUAUUACCCUGUUUGUAAGGGUACUGAUUAGCAUCAAUCUGGUAUAUUGGUGAUCCUAUAUGCUUGUUUCAUUUUGAAUUCAGGAUACCAUGUUACAAGUGAUCAACAAAUGUUAUAUGAUAUUAGCUUAAAGGGGUUUAUACAGUGUUGAUUAGUAUGUUGCGAGAUCAUUUGAUAUUGUAAUACAAAUGAUGUGAUAUUAUUUGAUUAUGUGCAAUGAAAUAGGCUUUAUUAUUUUUGAA